This is a messenger RNA of Adineta ricciae, 2619 nucleotides long. The record is from the annotation of a GenBank genome assembly. NCBI's taxonomy places the organism in Eukaryota, Metazoa, Rotifera, Eurotatoria, Adinetida, Adinetidae.
AUGUGGAAAUUUUAUUUCAUAUUUUUCCAAUUUCUUCAUUUUGUUGAAUCAACUUGGCCAAUUUCUUCUUCAUCAAAUGUUCAAAUUUUGGGUUUAUUCGAAACUAUUUCAAAUGACUCCGAAUUAAGUUUUAUCCCAAGACAAUGUCAUGCGAUGUUCCAAUCUGCAAUAAUUCUUUCUCAACGAUACAAUAUAAAAGUUAACAAUCAAUCAAUUGGAGGUCAAAUAGGACAAACAAAAGGUAAUUCAAUCUAUGCUCUUAAUGAUACAUGUCGAAGUUUAACAACUUCAAACAUUGUUGGCGUUAUUGGUCCACCGUAUUCAAGAGAAGCUCAUGUUGUUGCUGCAUUUGCUGAAGGAAUUAAUAUUCCCGUUAUUUCCUAUUCUGCAACUGAUCCAACAUUGUCUGACCGAGCAACAUAUCCAAGUUUCUAUCGUACAAUUCCUUCAGAUGGUUUAAUAGCGUUGAAAAUUGUCGAAUUGUUUAUUCGAUUUAAUUGGACAUCAUGUUUAAUUAUCUAUCAAAAUGAUCAAUUUGGUUCCAAUGGUGCUGAUAGUAUUAGUGAUGCAUUUGAUAAAAACAAUUUAACAAUUACUGAUUUCGUCGUAUUUGACAUGGCGACAGCAAGUAUUCGAGGCAAUUUCAAGGAUACUUUAACUCAUAGUUUAUCCCGAAUUGUUCUCUUAUGGGCAGAUGAAACUCGUACAUCGAUUAUUUUACAAACUGCACUUCUUAAUGACCUUAUUGGUCCACAUUUUCUUUGGAUUUUAAGUUCAAAUAUUCCUCUGGAUUCAUUUAAUGAAACUUAUUACGAUGAAUUAAUCGGUAUAUUAACAAUUACAGCGACUGUUGGAAGUCGAAUUAAUACAACAUUAUUAAAUGCGGCAUAUGAAAUUUGGCAAGAAUAUGAACCGGAAACAUUUCCUGGAACAGCCAACGUUUAUAGUCAUGCGUUAUUUACAUUUGAUAGCACUUGGUUUUUAAUUCAAUCAUUACAAAAUUAUUGUUCAGUCAAUUCGAAUAUUUCUUGUUUAUCUCGAACGAAUGCGACAUUUUGUUUUGAUAUUCAUUAUGACAAUUUCGAUCUACUUAUGAAAACAUUGAAUCAAAUGCAACUUCUUGGUGUCACAGGUCCUAUUCGAUUCGAUGGAAACGUAACUGAUCGAAUCGAUGGAAAUAGUUUUCUGAUAAAAAACGUUCAAUUGACUGCAGAUGAGAUUAGUUUUGUAUCAGUUUUGAAAUAUAUCGAUGAAAAUGGUUGGCAAAAAUAUGACAAAUCAAGUGUGAUUAUCUGGCCGAAUAAUACGUUAACUCCACCAACUGGUUUUCCUAAACUUGACGCAGUGAAAUUGCGAAUUGGUCUUAUCCAAUCAGCUCCAUUUGUUAUGACAAAAAAUGUUAUCGAUGCAUCCGGAAAAGAAAAUGUACAAUUAGUUGGUUUUAUUCUUGAUUUUAUCGAUCGUUUACAAACUGUAACUGGAUUUAUUCCUGAACUUGUCUUGGCACCAUCGAAUACAACAUAUGGCGGAAUGGUUCAAGCAGUUGUUGAUAAUGUUUAUGAUAUUGUUAUCGGUGAUGUGACUGUGACUUCAGCACGAAGAGAAAUUGUGGAUUUUUCAACUCCAUUUUAUGAUAAUACUUUUAGUGUUAUUAUUAAGAAAGAUUCAACUGUGAAAUUAGAUUAUUUUUCAUAUUUAAAACCUUUUUCUCGUAAUGUUUGGUUAACAUUAUUAGGUGCUUGGCUUUAUGCUGCAAUUAUAUUUUGGAUAUUGGAACGAAAUGUCAAUGAUAGUUUAAGAGAAAAAUCGAUAAUGUGCUCAAUAAUGUUAAGUAUUUGGUAUUCUUUAUGUACAAUUUUCGGUUUUGGAGCCGAAUUCGCUGUACAAACAGCAGCUGGACGUGUUUUAACAUUUGGUUUAUAUAUGCUGAGCAUUAUUUUAGUUGCAACAUAUACAGCUAAUUUAGCAUCUGAUUUAACAUUAUUAAAAUCUCAAGGGAUUAUAUCUGGAGUUGAUGAUCUUAAAAAUGGAAAAAUUCCGUUUAGUCGAAUAGGAAUUCUUGUUAAUUCAUCAUUUGAAGAUUAUUUUCUACGAGAAAUUUCUUCUGGAAGUCGAAAUUAUUAUCCAUUAAAAGAACAGAAUGAAAUUUAUACAAAUUUGAUUGAAAAUCGAAUUGAUGCAUCGAUUAUGGACACAGGAAUUUUACAAUAUGUUACGAAUACACUUUAUUGUGAUUUAACAUUAGUUGGAACAACUUUUAAUCCGAAUGUUUAUGCCAUUGUUAUUCCUAAACAAUGGUUAUACACGCGGACGAUGGAUGUGCAGAUUUUAGCAUUGAAAGAAGCAGGAUUUUUAAAUGAUUUAAUAACAAAAUGGUUUCAAGGACAAACGUGUUCUGAUUCUUCAUCGGAUAGUUCAACUGCGAUUAGUAUUUCCUCCCUUGCUGGUUUAUUUCUUACAUUUUUAGUUAUUACGGCUCUUGCGCUAUUGCUAUUUUUAUGGACAAAACGAUUCACUAUAAAAGAUUAUUUACGUCGAACCGAAUUCAAAAAAAACUCCAACGAUACUUCAAGUCCAAGUGAACUUAAAUCAGAAUCGGUUAUUACUCAAUAUUUGUAA